This is a messenger RNA of Drosophila willistoni, 598 nucleotides long. Its product is annotated as C-type lectin 37Da. Gene Ontology annotation, cellular component: external side of plasma membrane. Bases 43 to 513 code for a protein of 156 amino acids. Gene Ontology annotation, biological process: biological process involved in interspecies interaction between organisms. The record is from RefSeq and is a predicted model, not a curated record. The transcript is spliced from 2 exons. Gene Ontology annotation, molecular function: carbohydrate binding. Lineage: Eukaryota; Metazoa; Arthropoda; Insecta; Diptera; Drosophilidae.
GAGAAAUAUUGUCAGCUUAUUUUGGUCCUUUGCCUUCUGGCCAUGACAUCGGCGUUGUAUCAAACCGAUAUCAAUGCAAAUUUAACAAUAGAAUCUGCAUCCGAUGAACCUGUUGAACCCGGACUUAUAUUCUCUAAAAUUGGAAACAAACAUUAUUUUAUUGAGACAAAGGAGAGAAAAAAUUGGUUUGAUGCAUAUGCCACAUGUCGCCAGAUGGGGGCGUAUCUUAUCGCCUUUAAGACAGAUGAGGAAUGGAGAGCAAUUACAAAUUAUCUAUACAAUGGAAACACUCUACGGUACUGGACAGCCGGCACCGAUUUGAUAAAGGAGGACAACCACAUCUGGUUCCCUACAUCCGAUCCCAUAACUUUAAGUAUUUGGUAUCCUGGAGAGCCAAAUAAUCAUAAGGGCCUGGAGCAUUGUGAUGAAUUAAGGUAUUAUAGAUCCCAAAGUGUGGGAUUAAAUGAUUAUUAUUGUGAUUCAGAAAACCUUUUUAUAUGCGAAUUGCCUUAAGAAUUUUUGUUACUAUAAAUAUUAAAAUUGAUUGUUCCUUUAGUAUUAUAAACAGUAAUAAAAAUAAAUCGACAGCUAUUAUGAA